Telopea speciosissima is the source of this 1412-nucleotide messenger RNA. Its product is annotated as methylthioribose kinase. NCBI's taxonomy places the organism in Eukaryota, Viridiplantae, Streptophyta, Magnoliopsida, Proteales, Proteaceae. The record is from RefSeq and is a predicted model, not a curated record. The coding region runs from base 105 to 1352 and encodes 415 amino acids. The transcript is spliced from 6 exons. Gene Ontology annotation, molecular function: S-methyl-5-thioribose kinase activity.
UACUUUAUCUUUGUUCAGUUCGUUCCCUCUUAUCUUUCUAACUUGACCCCCUUCCUCCGCUUCUCAGCCAACAUUGUCACUACAACUCACCAGCGCCACCGUUCAUGGAGGCGGACGGUUUCCGAAAAUUGGACGAGGAGUCGCUGGUGGAAUACAUAAAGGCGACACCUGCUUUGAGUUCGAAGCUUGGAAACCAACUCGAUGGUAUGCAUAUCAAAGAAGUCGGAGACGGCAAUCUCAAUUUCGUAUACAUCGUCGUUGGAUCUGCUGGUUCUUUCGUCAUCAAGCAGGCUAUUCCUUACGUCCGCUGCAUAGGGGAGACAUGGCCUAUGACAAAGGAGCGUGCAUAUUUUGAGGCAAUGACUUUAAAAGAGCAUGGCCGAUUAUGUGCUGAUCAUGUACCAGAAGUUUAUCAUUUUGAUCGUGCUAUGUCCUUGAUAGGAAUGCGUUACCUGGAGCCUCCACAUAUUAUCUUGCGGAAAGGUUUGAUCGCUGGAGUUGAAUACCCAUUGCUUGCGGAGCACAUGUCGGAUUAUAUGGCAAAGACUCUUUUCUUCACAUCCCUUCUUUACCUUUCAACCACAGAUCACAAACGAGCUGUUUCCGAAUUUUGUGGGAACGUGGAAUUAUGCAGGCUUACUGAGCAGGUUGUAUUCUCAGACCCCUACAGGGUGUCUCAACAUAACCGCUGGACUUCUCCUCAUCUUGAUCAUGAUGCUGAGUCAGUCCGGAAUGAUAAUACUUUGAAGCUUGAAGUUGCUGAGUUGAAAACUAUGUUUUGUGAGAGAGCCCAGGCACUAAUCCAUGGGGAUCUCCAUACUGGUUCUGUCAUGGUGACUGGUGAUUCUACUCAGGUUAUAGAUCCAGAGUUUGCAUUUUAUGGACCAAUGGGGUAUGAUAUAGGGGCCUUUCUGGGGAACUUGUUUUUGUCUUUCUUUUCACAAGAUGGGCAUGCUGAUCAGGGAAAUGACCGCAGAGGAUACAAAAAAUGGAUCUUGACAACCAUAGAUGAGACAUGGAACCUCUUUGAGAAAAAAUUUACCACACUUUGGCAUCAUCACAAGGAUGGACCUGGUGAGCUAUAUUUUCCUGAUAUAUAUAAUAGCCCCGAGCUUCGGCUGUUCGCAAAGAUAAAGUACAUGGAGAACUUGUUUCAUGACAGUCUUGGAUUUGGGGCUGCUAAAAUGAUAAGGAGACUAGUGGGUGUAGCUCAUGUUGAAGAUUUUGAAUCAAUUCAGGAUGCUAGCAAAAGAGCAGACUGUGAGCGCAGAGCUCUCAACUUUGCAAAGAUGCUUCUGAAGGAAAGACGUGGAUUCAAAACCGUCAGUCAAGUUAUAGCAACCAUUCAGUAAUUUAAAAUUUUAAACCAUGAUUAGCUGGUUUCUUGUUUGGUUGGUCUUCGUGGGGAUGAU